Molecule: messenger RNA, 785 nt
Organism: Trematosphaeria pertusa
Lineage: Eukaryota; Fungi; Ascomycota; Dothideomycetes; Pleosporales; Trematosphaeriaceae
Exons: 2
Source: RefSeq, a predicted model, not a curated record
CUACAUAGACGAUCCAUUCAAAAGCAUAAGCAAAAGGAGCGAGGCUGACAAGAAGGGUAACAGCGGGCUCGAAUGCGCUGAUUCGGAUAUUGAACUGUGGGUAGGGUGCUCGCAAGGAUCUUACGAACCGUAAUCAGCCUGAUGGAGCUGUAUCCGGAAAGAUAGGCAAGCUUUUAGAGGAUUUAUAGCAUUUGGAGUCUAUGUACAGUACAUGACUCCUAAUCGCCCACCGCAACAUCGCGAGCAGGUGUUUGACUUGGAAUACAAGAAUGGUCACCAGGAAAACGCGCAGCUGAAGCUCCAGCUAGAGGAGAAGGCUAAGAAAGAGAAGCAUCUUCAAGGCACUGUGUUGGAGUUGUCAAAGGAGGUCUCACGCGCAAAAGGAUUCGCAGAGUCGAGCAAGAUGCAGAGGACGGCAUGGAUGCACAUCGCGAAGGCUACAGUUACGGAGAGCAUGUCGGGGAAGGCCUCUACUGACGAAGUGGGCCGGCAUAAGCGAGACGCCGCCGAGCUUGGAUCUGAUAUCGAGCCUACACCCAAGAAGCAGAAGCGUGAGAGAGUUCCGAAGGUUGCCCCAUGCAGCAAGUGCUAUGUCAACAACCGAACGUGUGACACCGGAAGUCCCUGCGAACAGUGCAUAAUUAGGUCAAAGGGUUCAAAGUGCGAGCGGGUUAUGUGCAAGCACUUUAACAAGGGGACCUGCAAGUACCCCAACUGCACGUUCGCUCACGAAGGCGAUGGCUACCGCUAUCUCACCCCGUACAUCAAGUUGAAGCCAGCGAAGC